GCCAUUUUCAAGUUUUGUACCACCAAAAGAUUGUUUGUGAAGAAAGUUAUUUUUGGGUUAUUUGCAGACGUUCGGGCAGGGGCCAAAGGAUACUGUAAAAUUUGCAGCAUUAGCAUUUUACAACUUUUGUUUUCUUAUGACGUACUUAAUUGAUAGAUGAAAUAACAAGAACAUAAGUAUUAGGAAAUCUGAGAAUUUAUCAAAUCGAUCAAAUCAAAAUCGUUUUAAAAUUAUGAUAAGCUUGAAACAACGUUCUUUUACAAAGACCAUACCUGAUAUUGUAUUACCAUGGCAAAAGGAUCUGGGUACUAGUAUUUUGGCCUAGGCAAAACAAGUUUCAAGUCUGAUUUUGAAACCAAUAGAACACGGGCUUGUGAUGGUUUUCCUGCAUGCAGACUGAGUUCCCGAUAAAGGAGGAUGCUUUGGUAAUUUCAAAAAAGCCUCAAGGUGCAAAUUUAAUCUGAUACUUGCAGAAUGAAGGAGGUUCUAGAAAAAAUUACGCUCGGGAUUUUAAAGUCACUCGAGCAGCAGCCAGGAGUGACAAAUGUGAAAAUGAUGGAUCUAAAGCCUGCAGACCAAUCUGUGAUAGAUGCAUGGGAGCAGAAAUACAUGUGCAAACUUCCAAUGGAGUUAAAAAACUUUUACCUGACAACAGAUGGAAUGUUAAUUCAAUGGAGUAUAACAUUUAAAGGAAGCAUCAUGCCACUUGGAAGGAUGGAAGUAAAUCCAAUUGCAAGUUUGACAAAGUUUGCUACACCUCAGAGUGGGAGAUUUACUGAUGGGCCUUCCCUGCUUGAUAUUGACACAGAUGAAGAUGAAACUGAUGAAGAAGGUCGGAUCAAACCACAUUUCGACGAAAGAAACAGGAUUUACGAACUUGACAGCUGCAAUGGCAAUGGAAAAGUCUGUUUGGUUUACAAGGAUCUUAAAGCUGGAUUCACAACAAGCAAGCCAGAGAUAUGGUUUUUGGAUCGGUCAUUGCAGUGGUCCUUCCUGUCAGAUAAUUUCGUUAACUAUUUUCGAAUGAUGAUGAUACAUUUAGGCCUUCCAAAUUGGCUGUAUCUGUUUACAAAGAUUGGCCUGAGUCCUGAAACUAAGUUCUGGUUUCAUUUGUAUGCACCAGAUAGACUUGCUUUGGAGGCCAACAAUAAUAAAAUAAACACCGAUAACGUUGACGAGGGUUCUGGUGCAAAGGUUGUUAAAAUCAACCCUCAGAGACUUUUUAAAGGAAAAUCAGAGAAGAAGAAGGCUGGAGGCGAGCAAGGAAAAACCAGAGGCCAGGGGACUGUGAGUAAAACAAGGCCGUCGGGUGGCAAACAUCUCAAGAGUGCCAGUAGAUUGCAGCAAAGAUAGACAAAAGACUUAACGUUAUCUUCUUUAGAGGAACUUAUCUGGAAUUUUAUCAGUGCAACAGUUUGAUAUUGCUUGCAAGAGCAUCCAUGGAUUCAGGAAAGUUAUACUGAGUGCGGCAUAAAACAACCCAUGCACAGAUCCAAAUACAUGGUCACAAAUAACACGAUCUUUAUAUAAAUAGAUAUUUGUUACAUAAUCCUAUAGAAACUUCAAUCAAUGUUUAUUUAUUGCCCACUGUAAAAUGAUGUGCAGUUUCAAUUUAUAAUAACUGACAGUGAAUACGUUAUAAACGGUCGCACAUAUGUAUUUGUUAAUAUUUGGUAGUUAAUAUGUGUCUUUUUAAGUAUCUCUUAAAGUUAGUUAUAGCAUUAAAUUCUUAGUUGUUAGUGAAUUUAUUCCCUUCCCCCCUUAUUAUUUUGCGAUCCCUCGCGGUAUUACGUUUCAUCGUUUAUUGAUUUUUCUGAUUUCACAGAUGAAUUUAAAUCUUUUGUUAUUCAUUGAAACAUGAAAGCUCUUUAUCGUGUUUUUUUAGGAAUAUUAUUUAUAAGAAGAAUAUUCAGAAUUAUCAAAUUUUUAAAAAAAAUUAUAAGAAAAUUGCUCAGGCUAGGCUCGCAUAUUUGUGUCUUAUUUUCAAGAGAAUGCUUGUUUUGCGAUAUUCUUAAUGAAUAAUGAAAUAAUGUUAUCUUGAUAACAGAUAAUCGCAGACGAACAUAUCUCGUUUUUUCAAAAGUGUCGUUUCUAUUCGAUUUGAAAAAAAUAAGCACACCCUAAAGAUAUAUUCAGACUCAAAACGAAGCUGGACAAAAUUUAUGAAAAAAAAGUGUAGUAUUACAAAAUGUAGUACACUUUUUGAGAAAUUGAUUGUUUGUUAGUAAUCACAGAAUUUUCUUCUAUUCAGUUAAAACCAGCCCAUACUCCACACCCCUAACAGAGACC
Rhopilema esculentum is the source of this 2289-nucleotide messenger RNA. Its product is annotated as tubulin polyglutamylase complex subunit 2. Gene Ontology annotation, biological process: protein polyglutamylation. The record is from RefSeq and is a predicted model, not a curated record. NCBI's taxonomy places the organism in Eukaryota, Metazoa, Cnidaria, Scyphozoa, Rhizostomeae, Rhizostomatidae.